This is a messenger RNA of Callorhinus ursinus (northern fur seal), 3205 nucleotides long. RefSeq names its product chromosome unknown C6orf62 homolog (gene CUNH6orf62). The record is from RefSeq and is a predicted model, not a curated record. Lineage: Eukaryota; Metazoa; Chordata; Mammalia; Carnivora; Otariidae.
GCCGCUGAAGGCAAAGGGUGGGGGUGGGACCUGGGGGUGGAAGGCAGGUGGUCCCUGGGCACUGCCUGGGGUCUGGGAGAAGAACCCGCCACCUUCGCCUCAGCAAUGCUCGCAGGAAGAUAAGUCGCACUCCCCACGAUCUUGAACGGGGGCAAAUUCCUAGGGAAGGCUCCCUUGGGGAAUGUAGGACUCACUGCAGGGCUGGGGGUGUUGGGAUCCCGGGCAUUAAUCAGGUCUAACCACAGAGCCGGAAGAAUAAUUACAUCGUUUUAUAUACCCCCUUUCUCUCUGCCAUCAUGAUUUUCCAUGGCAGCAGCAUUAGCAGCCGCCUGAGGGUGAAAAUGUGGGUGAUGGGGAAGUUGGUAAUGACUCCGCUGUUUUUUCUCAUGGCUCCUUUGGGCAACAGCUGUCCGCCCCCGGUAUACACUGUAGUUGAUUGCAGGGAAACCCUGUACCUCUCCCCUUCCUUCUCUGCCGAUUUUGCACUUUUCUCUUUGCUCACCACCAAGUGUAAUCAAUAACAAGCACUGACAAUACAUAGCAAUAGUGAGAUCUGAGAUAACUUAAGAAUUAAUUAGGUACUACAGCCAUGGAUCUGGCUGGGUAAAAUCCGAUUGGAUAUUUCAGUUUCAUUCACCUACCCUGUUUUGGUGUUUUGGGGGGGGGGUUGAGGGGUUUUCUUUUUCCCUUUUUCUUCGUAAUUUUUUUUUUUUAAUUUUUGGUAUUUGGAAAGCAGGGAUCAUCACACUUUCCCUUCCCCGUUCGUUCUCAUAAUCCCUUCUCUAAAGAGGGGGGAACAUCCGGAUGGAUUUUAAGGAUUGGACUGGUGUCAGCUGUGUUUUAUUGCACACCUAAAUCCCGAUAAUAGGCUUUUCAUUCCCCCCAAAAGCCUUUUUUUUGGCAUUUAAGCCAGAUGUGUUUUCCAAAAAGUUAGUUCCAAGUAUUUUCUCCUCUCUUUCUUUCUUUCCUUCCUCCCCUUCCUUUUUCCCAUAACCCCUAACGUUAUUGUCCAAACAUGACUGGACAGCAGCUUUUGUUUCUUGACCCUGUAAUAUGACAGUCUGCUAAUAUUGCCAGAAGGUGCAGUUUUUGGGUUACAGUCGUGAUUUUAGCUAUUCAAUCAUAUUAGCAGGGAAAAAAUGACUUGUUUCUGUUGUACUUGAGUCUUAAGAAAAAGUGCCCAUAGUUUAGUGACAAUUUCCAAAGGCUUUAGUACCACCUGUAUUUCAAAAUGGGGGACCCAAACUCCCGGAAGAAACAAGCUCUGAACAGACUACGUGCUCAGCUUAGAAAGAAAAAAGAAUCUCUAGCUGACCAGUUUGACUUCAAGAUGUAUAUUGCCUUUGUAUUCAAGGAGAAGAAGAAAAAAUCAGCACUUUUUGAGGUGUCUGAGGUUAUACCAGUUAUGACAAAUAAUUACGAAGAAAAUAUCCUGAAAGGUGUGCGAGAAUCCAGCUAUUCCUUGGAAAGUUCCAUAGAGCUUUUACAGAAGGAUGUGGUACAGCUCCAUGCUCCUCGAUACCAGUCUAUGAGAAGGGAUGUAAUUGGCUGUACUCAGGAGAUGGAUUUCAUUCUUUGGCCUCGGAAUGAUAUUGAGAAAAUUGUCUGUCUCCUGUUUUCUAGGUGGAAGGAAUCUGAUGAGCCUUUUAGGCCUGUUCAGGCCAAAUUUGAGUUUCAUCACGGUGACUAUGAAAAACAGUUUCUGCAUGUACUGAGCCGCAAGGACAAGACUGGAAUUGUUGUCAACAAUCCUAACCAGUCCGUGUUUCUCUUCAUUGACAGACAGCACUUGCAGACUCCAAAAAACAAAGCUACGAUCUUCAAGUUAUGCAGCAUCUGCCUCUACCUGCCACAGGAGCAGCUUACCCACUGGGCAGUUGGCACCAUAGAGGACCACCUCCAUCCUUACAUGCCAGAGUAGAGUGCUGACCAGCAAAAUGGGCAAGAUCAGAGAGUGCAGCAGCAUUGGUUUUCUUGUUUUCUUACACUUUAUUCUUUCAGAGUUUAAAGAAAAUGGACUCAUGCACAGAACACUAUGCAUUUUGAAACUUGUUCAUCCUGGAUUUUUUUUUUUUUUUUUUUUAAAUUUUGUGUCUCAGAACUUAAAAAAUUAGGUGUCUUCUGCACGGACUGUGUGAAAGAAGAUGCUUUGCAUAUUUGCUGCACUGCAUUAGCAUCUUACUAAAAAUGUGAAAUGAAAGGACUAUUGUUCACUGAAAUGCUUAAAUGUAUCUGAAAGCACAAGGUGAUACUCAUUUUUGAUGGUCUUUCCAUUUGUGCUGGUUUUUGCCUCUUUGACAUCUGUCAGUAUUUAGAGGGUGAGAAGUGAAUGUAAAAGGUAUAAAUAACAUUUAAAAAAACUUUAAUAGCUUUGCUGUAAUCACCGUUGUUCCAGAGCACUCUCAGAUUCACUCUGAUGAUCAGAAGUGGUUGUUUAAAAAAAAAUACAUAGAUAUACAACCAUGGGAAAGAAAUCUUAAAUGGGGGAAAAAAAAGCAUCUCAUUGUAGGCAUUCUUGCCUCAUGUUUUACUGGGCCAUAUUUGUUUCCUGGUACUCAUUAAAUGUAUGUGUUUUAUUUCCAGAUCUCUUUCCCCAAGUUGCUGUUACAAGAGUAUUCUGCUGAAUGUGGAUACAGUUUAUACACAUUAAAGCAGAUCUGGAGUCUGAAGUAGCUAAAGCAGCUAUAAAACUGAGAAAUACAUUCAUAGCUGCAGAAACCAUGAUAGGUAGAGGACUUUCCUUUUUGGUUUUUGUUUUUUGGUUUUAAAGAGAAGAGAUUUUUAUUACAAAGAAAGAAAAUCCAGUGAAUUGUGCAGAAAUACUGGUUUCUACACCAUCCUAAAGGAACACUUAUGAGGGUUUUUUCGAGUAGAAAAAAGUUACUGAAGUUGGGAUCUAAAGUUGUUAAACCGUUGAGUGUCAGAGCUCUAAAAGCAGAACUCAUUUUGUGCAAUGAACAUAAGGAAAGACUACUGUAUAGGUUUUUGGGUUUUGUUUUGUUUUUUUUUUCUUUUUAAUGAAGAAAAGCUUUGCUUAAGGGUUGCAUACUUUUAUGGAGUAAAUCUGAAUGAUCCUACUCCUUUGGAGUAAAACUUAGUGCUUACUGGUUUCCAAUUGUAUUUAGCUUCUGGUUGGAAUUUGAAAAAAUGAAAACCUAAAUAAAAUAGGUGAAAGUUCCCUGACUUUUCAGGUGAAUACACAAAA